Pseudopipra pipra is the source of this 1580-nucleotide messenger RNA. RefSeq names its product 1,4-alpha-glucan-branching enzyme-like. The annotation marks the transcript as partial. Gene Ontology annotation, cellular component: cytoplasm. Gene Ontology annotation, biological process: glycogen biosynthetic process. Gene Ontology annotation, molecular function: 1,4-alpha-glucan branching enzyme activity; cation binding. The record is from RefSeq and is a predicted model, not a curated record. Lineage: Eukaryota; Metazoa; Chordata; Aves; Passeriformes; Pipridae. The transcript has 4 exons.
GUAACGAAUUUGGACAUCCAGAAUGGCUUGACUUCCCCAGAAUAGGGAAUAAUGAGAGUUACCACUACGCCAGGAGACAGUUUAAUCUUACUGAGGAUGAUCUUCUUCGCUAUAAAUUCCUAAAUGCCUUUGAUAGAGAUAUGAAUAGAUUGGAGGAAAGAUUUGGCUGGCUUGCAUCUCCCCAGGCCUAUGUGAGUGAAAAGCAUGAAGGCAAUAAGGUCAUAGCGUUUGAGAGAGCAAGGCUUGUUUUUAUUUUUAACUUCCAUCCAUAUCAAAGUUACGUGGACUACAGAGUGGGUAUUGAAACUCCAGGAAAGUAUAAAAUCCUUCUGGAUUCUGAUGCUGGAGAAUAUGGAGGGCAUCAAAGGCUGGACCACAAUACAGAGUACUUCUCUGAAGAAUUUCCUCACAAUUAUCGACCUCAUUCAAUUAUGCAAUUCAAUUCACAGACCACCUCCAGCGACCCCCCCAGAGGAUGGCACCAAAUAAAGGUAAAAUACUCACAAAAGGACACAGAGCAAAAGUAAGCGAGUUGAAAAAAUCUGGAAAACUGGACUAAAUUCAGCAGGAUAGAUCUUCAGCUAAGAAAGAGCAAAGGUUACAGUAAAUGCCUCCAGCAGCUCUUUUGCAGUAAAACAGAGAUGUUUUAUUUUAAAUAGCAAUUUGCAUCCAAGUUCUUGGGUAAUUUGUACUGCUUGGGAGUUGCUUUAGUCUUAAUAGCAGCUUCUAAAAUCCAAGUAGAAGUCUUCCCUUCCAAUUUCUUUUCAAAAAGCAUAUGAUGCCACCCCAAUAAACUCAUAGAAGUUCUUUUCCUGCUGUUUAACAAUUAUUUUAUUCUUUUUACACAAUACAUGAGACUUUAGUUUAUUGCUUCAAAAAUUCUAGUUCUUCCUCUACCACAAACUUCAAAGAAGUAAUUUUUUAAUGACAGAUACACCUCCCUUAAGGUGUGUAAGUAAACAUUGUCAGCAAAACAUGCCCAGGGGGUUGUGACAAAAUGAAAUCACAUGCAAUAAUUCUGCUUCUCAAGUCAAGGUUAAAUAGCACACAAAUGUGUUACGAAAAUAGAAGAUGAAAUGUGACAGGAUUCAUUCUGGAAACAUCACCUAAUAAAAGAAAUAUUCAAGGUGACAUAGCAAAAUCAGAAAAGAGAGAUGUGGAAUUCUUGGUGCAAAGAACCCUGGAUGAAGAGGAAGCUUUGUAAGCAGUGCUAGGCCUUUCUCUGUACAAUUUUCAGGCUUGUUUAGUGAAGCUCUAAAGGGCCAGAUUUCAAAGUCAUCAGACAAACCUUGAAAACUGCAUAGAAAAAUGCACAAAAAAGUUCUUUGUUAUAUGACUUAUGUAAAUAAUUAUUAUAAUUUUUUUUUCCAUUUCACUGCUUGUUCUGUUCUUGGUUAUUAACAAAUGUAUGAAAUGCGCAUAACUUUCCACAUUAUCAAACUUUCUAAUAAGCUGUGAACCGUUUUGUCACUGUAAGAAUAGAUUCUUUUUAGCACAGCUUUAUUUCUGUUUACAUCUCCACUGUGUUAUUCUCAUAAUAGCUUUUUGGGGUAUGUUUUAUAAAAGAUGUGUGCUUUUUU